Molecule: messenger RNA, 3424 nt
Organism: Anguilla rostrata (American eel)
Lineage: Eukaryota; Metazoa; Chordata; Actinopteri; Anguilliformes; Anguillidae
Gene: stk25b
Product: serine/threonine kinase 25b
Exons: 11
Coding region: 347-1624 (425 amino acids)
Biological process (GO): protein phosphorylation
Cellular component (GO): cytoplasm
Molecular function (GO): protein serine/threonine kinase activity; ATP binding
Source: RefSeq, a predicted model, not a curated record
AUGCGCCUUUAUGCCAUUAUUCUGUCCCCUCUCAAGCAGUAAAUGAAGAGCAGGCAUUCUCCUUUGAUAGCUGAAAAUCCAAUAUUAUUACACAAUUCGAAAUUGCUUUUACAUCCGCUAUUCAGAUAGAUGGAGUUACACAAUACAUAACAUUCUCGCAGUGCUGCGGGGUUCGCAACAGGGCGAUUAGAACCCAAAACACGGUGGGUGGUGGAUUAGGAGGCUGUUUAUGUAGAGGGUCUUAGAAGACAAGGAAGAAAAAAAACUGAAAAAAAUAUUUUGACAACCUCCCUUUCCAAGCGGAAAGGGCUUUGGCUGCCCUCACCCUGACCAACCCGCAGACAGAAUGGCUCACCUCCGGGAUCUGCGGAACCAGAACUCGCGUCUGGACCCAGAGGAGUACUUCACCAAGCUGGAGCGCAUUGGGAAGGGCUCCUUCGGGGAGGUGUACAAGGGCAUCAACAACCGCACCAAGGAGGUGGUGGCCAUCAAGAUCAUCGACCUGGAGGAGGCCGAGGACGAGAUCGAGGACAUCCAGCAGGAGAUCACCGUGCUCAGCCAGUGCGACAGCCCCUUCGUCACCAAAUACUUUGGGGCCUACCUCAAGGGGACCAAGCUGUGGAUCAUCAUGGAGUACCUGGGAGGGGGUUCAGCUCUGGAUCUGCUGAGACCGGGCCCCCUGGAGGAGACUUACAUUGCCACCAUCCUACGGGAGAUCCUGAAGGGGUUGGAUUACCUUCACUCAGAACGGAAAAUCCACCGCGACAUCAAAGCUGCCAAUGUGCUGCUGUCAGAACAGGGUGAUGUCAAGUUGGCAGACUUUGGGGUGGCGGGACAGUUGACCGACACCCAAAUCAAGAGAAACACAUUUGUGGGUACACCCUUCUGGAUGGCGCCCGAGGUCAUCAAACAGUCGGCCUACGACUUCAAGGCGGACAUCUGGUCCCUGGGAAUCACCGCCAUCGAACUGGCCAAGGGGGAGCCCCCGAAUUCGGACCUGCACCCAAUGAGGGUGCUGUUCCUCAUCCCUAAAAACAACCCGCCUACCCUAGAGGGGACCUACAGCAAACCCUUCAAAGAGUUUGUGGAGGCCUGUCUCAAUAAAGACCCCCGCUUUAGACCCACUGCCAAGGAGCUGCUGAAGCACAAGUUCAUCACGCGCUACACCAAGAAAACGCCCUACCUGGCGGAGCUCAUCGACCGGUACCGCCGCUGGAAGUCCGAGGGCCACGGGGACGAGUCCAGCUCCGACGACUCGGACAUGGACGGAGAUGGCGACGACAGAGACCAGUGUCCGAUGUGGACCUUUCCGCCAACAGUGAGGCCCAGCUCCAUGAACAAGCUCCAGAAAGGCUUUGCCAACACGGACUCUGAGACGGCAGAGGCAGUAAAGAGACAACCCAAAUCCCAGUGUCUCUCAUCGCUGGUCACGCCCAUCUUCAGAGAGCUGAAGGAGAAGAGGCGGACGAACGGAGCGAGCGUAGGCGCCAUCGAGGAGCUAGAAAAUGCCUUCAGCCUCGCGGAGGAGUCCUGUCCGGGCAUCUCGGACCGCUUGGUCACACACAUGCUGGAGAGAGUGCGGAGGUUUUCACUGAACGGGAACACCACCCCCUCCUCUCGGUGAAAUCCACCAGCUGCUGCUCCACCCCCCCACCCCCCUCCCCGGGAGAGCCAACACCCCACCCCCAAUCCCCUCCUCCUCCUUCUUCCGGACCAGACACCUCCACCCUCCCCCUCCACACCCACCCCAGAGAUCUUUUAAUUAGAGGUUAAUUAAAUAUUUUUACAGUUUUCUUUAUCGAACGGAGAAUGUUUAAAAAAUGAAAAAGACUAUAAAAAAAAAGGUCACGGACGCUGUGCAUAACAAACUGUGUUAGAUUAUGUCAUGUACAAUAAAGUUUAUGGAAGCGUUGAAAUGGACGGCCUUGCAUCUGGACCGAGGGAGACAGGCGACCGGUAUAGAAGGGACACUGGACACAUCCAAGCCGGUAAGAGACGAUCCAGAGGAAGUUUCGACGUUUCAGUCAGUUUCAUUUUUUUCAUUUUUUAUUUGUUAUCUUUUCAGUCGUAACAUGGAAAACAAAACUACAUGCAGAGUUAACGGGAGCAGGACUCCGGCAACAUGCUACACAAUAAAUAGAGAAAAACAUUACAGAACGGAGUGAACAGAAAGGAAGGUCCCCCUGAAAGGGAGAAAAGAACAGUUGGGGGGGGGUGGGAAGGUGGAGGAGGGGGGGUGAAUGGGGUUACAGCAUGAGGCUUGGCCUUGCCCAGCCACAGAGAGAGAGAAUUCCAGUCCUUAUACUGCAAGUACUGUGUACUGUGAGUAUCCCCCAAACUUAAAACAGGACCAAGAUCACCAAGUUUAAAGAGGGGUCUGGCAGGUCUCUCUCACAUAGACACAACACACAGGUGUCCUCCAAGCAUCCAGGACUGCACUUGAAAUUAGACACAGGCAACCAUAUCUUCUAAAGCCAGAAAAAAAAAAAAAAAAGUUAUGACAAAAUUAGCAGAGUAUGGACUCCAGUUUAUAACCCAUGUCUCUUUGUAAGAAAUUCCCACAGCAGUCAUGUGAAAGCCCAGGUCCAAAACUUAAGUUAUAUACACCUCCCCACCCGUUCUCAGUUUACAUUUUUAAAAAUAAUAAAUUGUGGCUACACAGAAUGAGGACUGUCGGUAUGAAGUAAGACGCAGCUGACACUUGAGAGGCCCCCCUGCUUCAGGACACUCAACACUGCUAUGGUGACGUCAAGGAGCUAUACUCUAGCCAGGCCCAAACAGAGCCUCCCGCCAGAACGGACUGGCCAAAGUCAACUAAAUCUGACUUCCACAUGCCUAUUGUGAGUAUCAUAAUGGCCAACACCCCAGAUCAGAAGAAUUUUACAUGUAGGAAAACAUCCAGUUACUUAACCCCCCCGAGAGUGCAUCUCUAGGGCACGAACGGGAACAGGUGAGAAAAUAUAACGUUCACGCCAAGACAAUUCUUCCUUAUUAGUGUGGUUUCACUGAAAUAUAACCCUGAAAUGCAUGACAGUACAUGGCCAAGCCAAAUCUGCACUCGACAAAAAUUGUGGCAACAGUCUGGAAACUAACUACAGAAUGAGUACAAAACCGAAGACAUUGUGAACAGCCAAACAUUGACGUAAAUUAAAAAAGGUUUAGAAAUUCUGACCAUUAAAAAAAAAAAAGUUUUACCUUGGCCAGUCAUGGAAAUCCCAGAAUGCCUUUGGGUGAGAAGACCGUUUCCUUUUUCCAGUAAAUGCCUCACAGCUUGCAAGCUAAUGAGUCAAACUGAACAAAGCAGCUUAACUUUGAAAGCUUGUGUGAUUGACCACAUAAAUACUGAAUCCCUUUUCUUUCACAGAAAUCUCACAAUUGCUACUAAUCCAAAUUAUUUCAAAUGGUUAAAAAAAAAAAAUACAAA